Molecule: messenger RNA, 747 nt
Organism: Trichoderma atroviride IMI 206040
Lineage: Eukaryota; Fungi; Ascomycota; Sordariomycetes; Hypocreales; Hypocreaceae
Biological process (GO): protein acetylation
Molecular function (GO): N-acetyltransferase activity
Source: RefSeq, a predicted model, not a curated record
GGGGCGUUGCUGCUUUUGUAAUUCACCAAUCGAAUCAGAUUCCUCAGUUCGCAAAGUGCUUCAUUGAACAACGAUUCUGGUGAUUCCACUUGCCCAGACACUCAUACUCUCACGACAAACAAAAUGGCAACUGUUCGACACGCAAGACGCGGGGAUGCGAAGACGAUCCUAGACUUCAUCCAGGAGCUCGCCGACUACGAGAAGGAGUCCGACUCCGUGCUGGCCACCGUCGAGACCCUGCAAAACACAAUUGCCUUUGCGCCGGCAGACGUCGUCAGCCCCCAGAACCACCUGCCCGUGACCGAGCCCAUCACAGCCACUCGUCCCGCACGAUGCCUCCUCCUCAUCGACGCACAAGGCAAGGCCGUAGGAAUGGCUCUUUAUUUCUACAACUAUAGUACAUGGCGAUCCAAGGCUGGCAUCUACCUGGAGGAUCUCUAUGUGUCUCAGUCAGAGCGCAACAAGGGAUACGGCAAGAUCUUGCUGUCGGCGCUGGCCAAGGAGGUUCUUGCUAUGGGCGGUGGUCGUUUGGAUUGGUCUGUGCUGAAGUGGAAUGAGCCCAGUAUCAAGUUCUAUGAGAUCAUUGGAGCCACUGCAAUGAACGACUGGGUGGGAAUGCGAAUGGAUGGACCUGACGCCCUGGGCAAGCUUGCCAAGCUUGCCUAAAGUGUUUGUAUAUAUAUGCGAGCCAAUAGAAGUAUAUAAAAAAGGACGAAAAAAAAUAUCAAAAUGGUAUAUUUCACGACG